CUUCUCACCACGCGGCGAAGUCUCUCCACUCCCCCCCAAUCGCGUCUCGCAACCCCAACACCGGCGAUGGCGUCCGGACCGGCGGCGUACGGCGUCGGCGACGGCGAGAAGCCCUCGGCCCACCUCGGCCAGCCCCUCCUCCCUCCGCCCACGCAGCCCCCCUACUACGCCUUCCCCGCGUCGGCCUACGCUCCCCCGCCGCCGCUGGCGCAGCCUCCUCCUCCGCCGGCGCCGACGCUCAUCUUCGUGCCGGCCUCCCCCGUCCUCGUCCGCCUCCGCCGGCUCCGCCCGCGCCGGGUCCCCUGCCUCCGCGCCUUCUCCACCCGCACGAUCCCGCUCCUCCUCCUCCUCGCGCUCCUCGCCGGCCUCGCGUGCCUCUUCUACCCCUCCGCGCCCGUCGCCCGCGUCGCGGAGCUCCGGCUCGACCGCUUCCGCGUCAACCCGCCCCCGUUCCCGGCCGUCGACCUCGACCUCGCGCUCCGCCUCAGCGUCCGCAACCCCGGCCUCGUCCUCCCGCUCCGGUACCGCGCGGUGUCCGCCGCCGUCUCAUACCGCGGCCACCUCCUCGGCUCCGCCGCCGCGCGGCCCGGAUCCGGCGAUCUGGACGCCAGGGGGACGACGUACGCCGACGCGGAGGUGUGGGUGGACGCCGGCAGGGUUAUCGAUGACGUUAUCGACCUGAUCGGGGACCUCGCCGCGGGCUCUCUGCCGCUGGAGAUCGUGACUGAAGUGGUCGGCGCGGUCAGGGUCUUCCGCUUCGACAUCCCUGUGAAGGGGCUCAUAUCAUGCUCUGUGAAUGUCAGCCCAGAUACCCAGAGAAUCAUAAGCCAGGAUUGCUAUUGAGUGACAAUGCAUUUGGACUUGUGAUGUAAUGCUGUUGCCAAGUUUCAGGGCCUGCUAUAUGAAACUGCUGGAGUAUGUGUCUGUAAGUAGUGUGUAGCAUGUUAUUCUAUAGACAUGAAUAAGAAUUAUAAGAUACCACUGAAUUUGACCACUCUCUGUUAACCUAUUCCACCAGUAAAGAUUAUUAUAGCAUCUCAUUUUCAUGAAAUGCUACUUCUGUAUUUGUAAAUACUACCUUCCCAGAUAUGUACCAGAACCAAUGUAGCAACUAAUCAUGGUGUAUGAUUUGAACUGAACAUGUAUGGUGCGAUUGUAACUUGGUAAUUUAAGCUCUGUGUAAUUUGUACUUAAGCUUGACAAUCAAUUCUCAGAUGUCUGCUCCAA
Oryza brachyantha (malo sina) is the source of this 1227-nucleotide messenger RNA. RefSeq lists its product as uncharacterized. The record is from RefSeq and is a predicted model, not a curated record. NCBI's taxonomy places the organism in Eukaryota, Viridiplantae, Streptophyta, Magnoliopsida, Poales, Poaceae. Gene Ontology annotation, cellular component: plasma membrane. Bases 67 to 843 code for a protein of 258 amino acids. The transcript has 3 exons.